This is a messenger RNA of Micropterus salmoides (largemouth bass), 4804 nucleotides long. RefSeq names its product ring finger protein 220a (gene rnf220a). Gene Ontology annotation, biological process: protein ubiquitination. Bases 1005 to 3047 code for a protein of 680 amino acids. Gene Ontology annotation, molecular function: ubiquitin protein ligase activity; metal ion binding. NCBI's taxonomy places the organism in Eukaryota, Metazoa, Chordata, Actinopteri, Centrarchiformes, Centrarchidae. The transcript has 15 exons. The record is from RefSeq and is a predicted model, not a curated record.
ACCCCCCCAUCCCCUCGCAUCACCACCACCACUGCCUGCCACCGUCUCUGCGAUCCUGCGCUCCCUCACCGGCUUCACUCGUCUUUCCUCUCACUGAUCGUCCCUCUCGGUGUUUCAGCGGAGGAGCUGCACGCGCGAUUGCGCUAUUGAUACCCACUUUACACUGUGUUUGUGGAAAGCCGGCCUCUCUCUCUCCCUCGCUCUCUGUGUCCUCCUCUCUGGCUGCGCUUUGGUAACCUAACAGGGAGGUGUUAACUACUUUUGCUUCCACAAAGCGCCUCCCGUUAUCUCCGGUGCUGCUGCGCAAGAGCCAGAAGGGCAACUGCUACUGAUAUUCCCACUUGGCAGAAAAGUUUUCCGUUUGUUGUGAGGAUAAAAAAAGAAGCCGGAAACCGAGGAGUCGUCUGCAGAAGAAGCGGAUUGUACCACCGCGAGUUUGGCGACCACAUGAAGAUGAGAAACCAGCUUUGACGACCUACGGAUGUCCACCUUCCCCGGACCAUUCGGCUUCGGCAACACAUCCAACACACUCUUCAAGAGGGAGGUUUUUACAGCUUAUUACCCAGGAGGAAAAACUUUAUCUUGACCAUUUCUUGUAUUUAUCAUUUGGACUGAAGUGGUCCAAACUGUGAAGCCUGUUAAGGACAGAACACCAAACGGCACUUACUUGGCAAAGAAUGAUCUGGACUGUGAUGAUCUGAUUUCAAGUGAAUUUGGCUGGAAACAGAUCUCACUUUAGUUCCACUGAAGAGAAAUGAACUGCAUUCAAGCUAAACUGAACUGACAUUGACUGACACUUUCUUCAAGAAUCCUCACCUUCCAUACAAACGGCUCUUUUCUGAGCCCCUUCCCUCAAAACGCCCAAUUCUUUAAGUCUCCAAACUAAAUUCCCUCAAUUCCUCAGACCCUUUCCAAGGGUCUCCGACAUUGUCUCACAUCUUAUUGAGGAGGAAUCAUCUCCUCCUCCUCCUAAAAUCCUUACGACCUCUCUCUUCUGUCCAAACAUGGACCUCCAUAGGGCAGCAUUCAAGAUGGAGAGCUCCUCCUACCUGCCCAAUCCCCUAGCCUCCCCAGCUCUCAUGGUCCUGGCCUCUACUGCUGAAGCCUCUCGAGAUGCCUCGAUUCCCUGCCAGCAGCCACGUCCAUUUGGCGUCCCAGUCUCUGUCGAGAAAGAUGUCCAUUUGCCAUUUAACAAUGGUUCUUACACUUUUGCAUCAAUGUACCAUCGUCAAGGUGCAGUCCCACCAGGAUUCCCUAACAGGGAUUUUCCUCCAUCCCUCCUUCACCUCCAUCAUCAGUUUGCCCCACCUAACCUGGACUGCUCGCCAAUCAGCAUGCUAAAUCACAGUGGCGUCGGCGCCUUCAGGCCUUUUGCCUCACCACCGGAAGAUCGCGACGGGGCGCCUGGUGGUUAUCAGUCUGCUUUCACCCCAGCCAAGCGCCUCAAAGGCUGCCUGGAUGCAGAGGCUUCACCUCACCUGCGGUACUCUGAUGCAGAGGGGAAAGAGUAUGACUUUGGUGGUUCCCAGAUCCCUCCUGGAGGCUCGCCGAGCAGCGCCUUGAAAGCAGUGGAGGACAGUGGGAAAAAGAUCUUCGCUGUGUCAGGCCUCCUGUCUGAUCGAGAGACUUCCUCCAGCCCUGAGGACCGCAUUGAGCGCUGUAAAAAGAAGAUGUCCCUGUAUGACAGCCAAGCUCCAAUCUGUCCCAUCUGCCAGGUGCUGCUCAGGCCCGGAGAGCUCCAGGAACACAUGGAAACAGAGAUAGAGCGGCUAGCUGCCAUAUGUCUCAGUAAGAACCCCUCACCCAAGGAUGGAGCAGCCACUCCAGGAACCCCCAAGUCACUGCUGUUGUCGGUGCACAUCAAGCGUGAGGGAGAGUCUCCCGUGGUCUCGCCCCUGUCCUCUGAAGACAUCCACCACUCCGACAGAUACCAGACAUUUUUACGAGUUCGGGCAAACAGGCAGACAAGAUUGAAUGCCCGUAUAGGGAAGAUGAAGAGGAGGAAGCCUGAGGAAGGGGGCCAGGUAUGUCCGCUGUGCAGCGCCCCAUUGGCUGGGAGCGAGGAGGAGAUGAGUAGACAUGUGGAACAAUGCCUGAUCCAGCGUGAGGGUGCCUUAGGCGAUGAUGACUCAGCCGACAUGGAUGGAGAGAACGGGCGGGGCUUUGAGGAGUAUGAGUGGGCGGGGCAGAAGAGGAUCAGAGCGACGGCUUUGUUGGAGGGAGGCUUCAGAGGAACAGGUUUUGCCACGUGUAGUAUCAAGGAGAGUGCGGCAGACAGUGACGCUGACCUCGAUGUGGACGGAGAUGACACCUUGGAGUACGGCAAGGCCCAGUACACCGAGGCCGAUAUCAUCCCCUGCUCUGGAGCUGGAGAGGACCAAGGAGAGGCCAGAGAGAGGGAGGCGCUACGGGGAGCCGUUCUCAACGGUGGGAUGCCUUCCAACAGAAUAACGCCUGAAUUCUCCAAAUGGGCCAGCGAUGAGAUGCCUUCAACGAGCAACGGAGAAAGCAGCAAGACAGACUCCAGCACUCCUUCAUCCUCCUCCUCUUCCUCAUGCGCCCCGCGCACCUGUAAAAACAGUGAGAUUGAAAAAGUAACAGAGGAGGAGUCCACAGCUACCACCAUGGAGGCUCUCAAGGCUCGAAUCAGAGAGCUGGAGAGGCAGAUACUGAGAGGAGACCGAUACAAGUGUCUCAUCUGCAUGAGGAAGCCUGCUAUCCAAUCAGGUGCGGAGAUCAAGAGUCUAGGGGUGUGGCCAGGGCCCCGGCCACUGGCCAAUGAGGUCGGAGAGAGGCAGCCUAAGUCCCUCCCCCUCGGCCUGUACUGCCUGUACAGGGGCCUUGUGAUUGGUGGCUACGGCAGCGGCAUAAAGAGGCUCCUCCCACAGCCCCUACGGAGGGACUCCUACACGAUGCCGCUCACCUCCAUCCAGUGCUGGCACGUCCAUUGUGAAGAAUGCUGGCUCAGGACUCUGGGGAACAAGAAGCUGUGCCCGCAGUGCAACACCAUCACCUCACCCGGAGACCUGAGGCGUGUCUACUUGUAAAGAGCACCUACCUACCCCACCUCCAACCACCCCCACCCCCCGCCGCGUCCUCCUCCUCGUCCUUCCAUUCCUCCUCUCAUCUUGGAUUUCAUCGUCCUCCCUGUCGAUCGUCAUUCGUUUUCUGUCUCUCUUAAUGGCCUGGUUCGGCUGCUCCAGACCCUCCCAAGAGCGUACAGAGAAAAGACUGCUGUCUUUGAGACUCCACUGACUCUUUCAGGAGGUUGAAACUGGAUGAAACUGAGACUGAGCAGCACUGACUGACUCUCUGGCUGGCUGCCUGGCCACCCGCGACAAAAACUAAUUAAAACAAGGGAUCCUGCAAUCCCACUGGUCAAAAGGCUUGUUUCCUCUGUACAUGUAACAUGGGGUGUCCACUGAAGGACUUGUAGUCAGUGAAGACCCCCAACACCCAGCUAGGCCCUGCUGAGACCUGGUAGCUUCAUGCAGCAGGAGCUGAAAGGAACAUCUUAAUACAGAAAAUGAAGACUUCUUUUUCCCCCCUCUAGCUCUUGUUUGACAUUUCGGUGGUGCUGAACAAUUGGCUCUACCCUGAAGACUCGGUAGAAAGCUUCUUUUUGUUUUUUGUUCCCUAUUCCAUAGAGAAAACUCUUAUCUACAUGCCCCUGUUGCUUAUGAGAAUUAAAAAAGGGCCUGUCUACUAAAACUGAGCUUUCAACCAAACUGAGAAUAACCUCACAACCUUGAAAAGGAGUUUGACACUCCUCCUCCACCUCCUCUUCUUCUUCUCCUCGCGAGCCCUUCCCUUCCCCUCUCCCCUUAUUCCCCCUUUUGUGGUGUUCUAGUGAAGUAAACCAAAAGUCCCCCCCCCUCCAAGAUGCAGUGCAAGCACAUGUAAUAUAGUUCUAUGUAUGUUUACAAUGUUGGGUGUAAAUGACAUAGAGUUCACUCUCUCACUCACACACACACACACACACACACACACAGAUGCAAACACAUGCACACAUGUUACCAUCAGCAGACACACACAGAAGUAUAUAUAUAAUAUCCAAGUCCUGUUUUUAGUUGGAAGGGUUUGGGAAUAACGUUUGGGGAAAAAAUGGCUGGAAAUAAAAGAAGCCUUCUGUAUUUUUAAAAAAAAAAGAUCAUUUGAAGAUCCGUUGAAGUUUUAUUUCACUGUACAGGAAUAAAAAAAUUUAAGUAAUAAUAAACUACUCAAGACUAGAUGGUCAAGAUUUAGCUGGUGUAAUUUUUCUGAAGAGUAUCCUGGAAGAAAAAAAAGCAAGGAAAGAUCUUUUUUUUUAGUUUUAUCGAAUGGUGAGAUUCCCAUGCUGCAAAUAAGCAGAACGAUGGAACUGCUCUUUAGUUGCUACAAUGUCCAACUGAGCCUCUUUUAACCUGCACCUCUGCUUCCUCUCAUUCGGAGUAACAUCAUUCUCAGAUCAUAGUCUAGAAAUGUUUUGUUUUACCCCCUACAUGUCUCAAAAGAAAGCUUUUUCCAUUGUUCCAUCAUAUUGCUAUGCUGCAAAAAGGUCCCAAAAUGGCAACCCUGAAGGGCAGGCUCUUUCUAGCUAUAACGGAUGAGGGAAUUCUCUGGAUUAGAAGGAUGGCCAAAGCUGAACUGGCAACCUCCAAAACCCGCAGCACCCCCCCCACCCCCCCCCUUUUACCUUUACGGCAGCAGCAGCAACCAAGGUGGUGGUGUGCUUUGUGUUUGUAAAACUAUGUAUUCUGUGACGUCUGUAUUGUUGUAAGAAAUGCUGAAAAAAAAUGAAAAAAUAAAACUUCUCAAAUACCAC